Messenger RNA from Triticum dicoccoides, 957 nucleotides. Its product is annotated as probable staphylococcal-like nuclease CAN3. The record is from RefSeq and is a predicted model, not a curated record. Gene Ontology annotation, molecular function: ATP binding; aminoacyl-tRNA ligase activity. Lineage: Eukaryota; Viridiplantae; Streptophyta; Magnoliopsida; Poales; Poaceae. The coding region runs from base 1 to 957 and encodes 318 amino acids. Gene Ontology annotation, biological process: tRNA aminoacylation for protein translation. Gene Ontology annotation, cellular component: cytoplasm. The transcript has 8 exons.
AUGGGGAACAUCCUGAGGUCCCUUCAGCCCCAGCAGCAGCAGCAGCAGGAACCUCUGGAUCCCCAUGGCCUCGCGCCGGACGCCGCCGCCAUUGCCGCCCUGACGCGCGACCUCGGCAGCUUUGAAUCCUCAUCCAUGGUUCCGGAAGGGCUCGGACAGCACGUCACUUCGUCCAAGAAAGCACAGAUUAAUUGGUACAAGUGUAUUUUGGAAGCAUACAGGAAUGCAACCCCACCGAGAACACCAGCAGAGGCUGCCCAGCUAGUUGCGACAGCCCUAAACUGGAUCCCAAGAGUUGAUUUGGAGUGCUUUACAUCAGCAUGGACAAAUGCUGUUUCUCAUAAUCACUAUGGUUCUCAGGUUAAUGCAAAGUGCAUUGGAGAUGGUGAUGGCUUUACUGCUUAUGUUGCUGUAAUGGAUGAUCCCAGGGAGUCAGAAAAUGUACCACAAAAAGUGUAUGAGAUGGUGACUGAAAGGACUCAAGCACGUAUCCGUAGGGAUUACGACAGGGCUGAUACUCUUCGAAGUACCAUUGACGAAGCUGGAUACAAGAUAAUAAUCCGUUCAGGCAGUGAGAUCCUUGCAAGGAAAUACCGAAUCAGAAUGAGGGGAAUAGAUGCACCGGAGCUGAAGAUGCCGUAUGGAAAGGAAUCAAAGGAUGCUUUGGUGAAGCUCAUUGGUGGGAAAAGCAGCAGAAUUUAUGUGUAUGAGCAGGACCAAUUUGGCCGAUAUGUUGGCGACAUCUAUUGCGACAGUGUGUUCAUCCAGGAGCAGAUGCUGAAGAAUGGUCAUGCAUGGUAUUUCAAAAAUUAUGAUUCACGGCGAGAGUUUCUUGAAUGGGAGAGAAAGGCAAGAGCUGCAUGCCAAGGUUUUUGGGCGUUAAAUAACCCUGAGAAGCCGUGGGACUGGAGAAGAGACGAGCGCAAUGGAAGACACAUCACCACUGAGGUCUAUUAA